Messenger RNA from Prorocentrum cordatum, 916 nucleotides. The record is from the annotation of a GenBank genome assembly. Lineage: Eukaryota; Dinophyceae; Prorocentrales; Prorocentraceae.
UACUUUGGCCAUGGGCCUUCUGGAGCAGCUGGCGGUGAGACCGAACACAGAGGCCUUCUACCGGCAGCUACUGCACAGUUUCGUGAGCUACUGUGCGGACCACCACCUGGACUGGAGCACUUUGGGCCAGCUGGACUCGAUCCUGGCGGAGUACUUCACCACGCGCUACCUGGAGGGAGCCGCUGCGAACGCCGGGCCCCAGACGAUUGCAGCCGUCUCGCAUUUUACCCCAGGACUCCCGAGACAGAUGGGCACCAAGCUGCCGAGGGCCUCUCGUGCUAUGCAGGCAUGGAAGCGGCGCGCGCCCGCUUUGACCAGGCUCCCGAUCCCACGGGCUGUGAUGUUUGCCCUGUGUGGGAUGCUGAUCGCCUGGCAGCAGCCUCAGAUGGCAGCUUGGUUGGCCAUCAGCUUCUCGGCGUACCUCCGACCUGCGGAGGCACAGAGGCUGACGACCGACAGCAUCGUGCAGCCGUCGAUAGGCGCGGGCGCCGCGUAUCAGUUCUGGGGCCUCCUGCUGCACCCCGCAGACCGCGGCCAGGGCUGGAAGACGGGAUCGUUCGACGAGUCGACCCUCUUCGAUCUAGACCUGUACCUCGUGCCAGUCCUCAUGCUGAACCAGAUGUUCACUCUUGCUGCAACGGCCCUGGGCAUCAACCACCUGCGCCCCCACCUGUGCGGGAUGAGGCAUGGCGGAGUGAGCGACGACCUCUUGACGCAGAGGCGAUCGAUGGAACAGGUGUUCCGCAGGGGCCGCUGGGCCGUCACGUCGUCGAUGCGGCGCUACGCGAAGGAGACGGCUCUUCUACGCGAGCUUCAGGGCGUGGCGGAGGACGUGUACGCGCUCGGCCACCUCGUGGAGGGGCGAGUUUGCGAGCUGCUGGAGAUGGGCUUCAUCAAGAGCGGAUGCCUCGCCCAG